CUCAAUUCUUUCAUUUACUUUGAACUUGGAAAGGUUUUAAGGUAGGGAUAAGUUGGUGCCACGGCUGCACAAAGCGACUGCCCUUUCCUAAUUAGUUACUGGUAAGAUAAAAAGCUUCGCGUCCAUGUGAAUUUGUUUUCAUUAGUUCAAUAAAAAGACAGAGUCAAAAUUAACACCGUAGUAGUUUCUUUUGUUCUUCAAGAACAGAGAGCUAAUAGGUCGUUGUUUGAUGGCAGUAGCCGCAUUUUGCAGCUUCCUCACUUCCACUGUUCAUAACCGGAGCCGUAUCAGCUCUCCCAGGACCAUUUUGGUGCCACCUACAGCUGAAUCACUUGGCUCUCUCAAGAAAUGCACGAACAACAGAUAUAACAUCUUGCAUACAGCUUUACCGUGUCAAGAAUCAAGGCGGCCACAACAACAUCAAAGACAUUUGUUACUUUGUGGCAAAGAAGCUGAGCAACAGUCAGGCACUGCUAUCAUUGUGGAGGAAAAUGUUAGUAGAGCAACUUUGAUAUGGAGGGCAGCCAAACUUCCAAUAUACUCUGUUGCGCUCAUUCCUCUAACUGUGGGAAGUGCAGCUGCUUAUUUGCAAGCUGAAUUCUUUUCUGCCACCCGUUAUUUUUCGCUCUUAGCUUCAUCCAUUCUUAUCAUAGCGUGGCUAAACUUAAGCAAUGACGUUUAUGAUUUUGACACUGGAGCAGACAAGAAUAAGAGCGAGUCUGUUGUUAAUAUAGUUGGCAGCCGCACAGGAACACUAGUUGCUGCUUAUGUAUCACUUUCUCUUGGCUUCUAUGGCCUUGCAUGGGCUGCUCUACAGUCUGCAAACAUUCGUUCUAUACUACUAUUGGCAUCCGCAAUUACCUGUGGUUACAUAUACCAGUGCCCUCCAUUUCGGCUGAGCUACCAGGGAUUGGGUGAGCCUUUGUGCUUUGCAGCAUUUGGUCCAUUUGCUACUACUGCUUUUUACUUGCUUCAGAGCAAAACUAGUGAACUACUACCCAUCACUGGCACUAUCCUUUCGGCAUCAGUUCUUGUAGGUCUGACAACGUCCCUGAUCUUAUUCUGUAGUCACUUUCAUCAGAUUGACGGGGACAGAAGUGUUGGAAAGUAUUCUCCUUUGGUAAGGCUCGGUACAAAAGCAGGUGAGGAGGUUGUUAAAGUGUCUGUUAUCACGAUCUAUGCUCUACUGUUUGUUCUUGGAUUAACCAAAUUUCUUCCUUCUGCAUGCAUUGUUCUCUGUGGCCUAACAAUUCCUAUGGGAAGAAUGGUGAUUAGCUACGUGGAAAAGAACCACAAGGACAAAACAAAGAUAUUUAUGGCGAAGUAUUACUGCGUGAGGCUUCAUACUUCGUUUGGAGUUGCUCUGGCUGCUGGAUUGGUGGUGGCUAGACUCUUUGCUCGGAAUUACAAUUUGAAGGCUACUCUUCUCACUUGAACCUUCUUUGCACGCUGGUAGGAAUGGAAUAGGACAAGUUUUGGUCGAACAAAGUCAAAAACUUAGACUUAUGCAAGUAAUGCAAGCUCUCGCUUUACACACAUGUGGUUCUGGUUCUAGACCCCAUAGAAGCCCAACCUUGGGAUAUAAAUAUAUAAUAUAUCUGUUGGCCUGGCUUCGGUAAACCUAAAUUUGGAAUAGGCAUCCAAACGUUCCAGAGAGAAGAGUGAGCCGCCCUUUGAUUAUAGCAAUAUUGAAUAUCAUGAUCUGUAAACGUUCUUCAUCCUUUUUGUAUUCAUUACUACUAUUAUUGCUCAUUUACUUUUUGAAAUUUUCAUUUAUAUAUGUGAUGUGAUUGUCGUCAUAUUUGGGAACUAACACUUUACCAGUUACCGCUUCAAGUAUGUAAUAGAAUUAAUAAUAGGGUUAUUUAUGUACUUUACAUUAAACCUCUUUACUAUAAAUAUAUCU
Molecule: messenger RNA, 1906 nt
Organism: Cuscuta epithymum
Lineage: Eukaryota; Viridiplantae; Streptophyta; Magnoliopsida; Solanales; Convolvulaceae
Source: the annotation of a GenBank genome assembly